Messenger RNA from Xyrichtys novacula (pearly razorfish), 5228 nucleotides. The record is from the annotation of a GenBank genome assembly. NCBI's taxonomy places the organism in Eukaryota, Metazoa, Chordata, Actinopteri, Labriformes, Labridae.
GAGAAGGAGGCUGUGCUCCCUCAGCAGCAGGGGUGAACACACUUACCCCUCUCUCUCUCGCUCUUUCUCUCUCCCUUCCUCUCCUCCUUCCCCUCUCCUCUUCUUGGCGUCAUUUUAAUCCUCCCUCCAUGCUGAGAGCUACAGUGGAGAGACAGAGAAGAGAGGGAGAGAAAGAAACACAGAAUAGGAGACACAUUUUCAGCCUCUCUUUUCUUAAUUUUUCUGUUCCUAUAACUCUCCUUUCUUUCUUUAUCUCUCUCUUUCCCUUGUUUCCUCUUACCCUCCUCUUCCUCUGGGGUUUUCUGGGGGUCAGAAGAGAAAUGGGAUGUGGAAAUUCUUCACCAGCCAACACCAACAGCAGCAGCAGCCACGGCGGCACUGCAGGUGAGCGAGGAUGUUUGUGGGGAAAAAAGGACGUUUUGUUGCUCUGAGUCAUGCACUGACAGACAGUAGAAAAUAGUGGAUGAUUGUUUGAAGAUUAAAGGCACAUUUCACCAACUUUUUUGUCCUUUUAGGCUAUUAGAGAUCCUUCUUUUUGCACUGUUGUUGGCAUGUUGUUUUGACCUUUUGUCCGCUGAAAGCCUCCAGCUUUUCAGGGAUAGUCUACCUUAAACUAGAGCAAAAAUUAUGUUAUUAGAUUUACUGUCCUGUACUUUGUUUUUGCUAUCAAAUAUUAAGAGGUUCAUCGUAUAUGGAACCUUCUGGCUAUCGUCUGAGGAGGAUACAACUUCUGGGAGUGAUGUGCAACUCUUGGGACUCCUGGUGUAGCCAGUAGUGGGAUUUAAGGACUCAUUGCUAAGACUCCUUUUUCUAUACAUUGCCUUUGCAGUUCAAGUUCAAACUUUAGAUGCAAGAAUGACACUGAUCUUGGAUCCACAUAUCUGUUGAAGAUAUACACUGAAGGAUUAUUUCUCUUUUGUAAUCCACAGGGGCUGUUUUCUUGUUGAUGCUUGUUGAUCUCUAUGCACACAUACAAGGGCCUGUUUCCACUAUCAGUACUUUUUGCACUUGCAGCUCCCACUUUCUACACAAACCCAGUGCAGUUCAUUGUUUUAGCGUUCAACAUCCUCAAAGCAAAGAUGUGCUUGGCAGCAGCUUAUCAAAUGAUGGACUUACUGCACUUGCAACUGAAAAUUGUAGGCACCAUCAAUAUGAAAAGAAUCUGUCGGUGGACAUAGGCCCUAAAGGCUCACUAGGUUUGCUUAAAUCUUAUUUGGUUAGUUUAAAUUGUUCUCAUCCAGCAACCAACAGUGAAUUGAAAAAUGAAGCGAAUGUGAAAGAGAGGAAAAAGUGGAGUUCCCUCGUUAAUCAUCUUGAAGUAAGUCGACUAAACGUUUAGUAGCCAAUGGUUAUGUCCAGUGACUGCUGUGAUACAGACUACAGCCUCUAUAAGUGAGAUACUUUCAGGAUUUAAGUGCCCUAUGAGGAUUUGUUCUGCUUAACCUGUGGUACAGCCACCGUCCUCCAGAGUCAACUGCCAUUAUGUUUUAAAGCUCUACUACCUGGAUGUAAACAAGCACAGAUGGCAUACGUUAUCUCUCAGCGCAGUGGGGUUUGGAAGUAGUUUGAUCUGGAAAAUGGAGACAUAUGUACAUAGGCUGUGUCUGGUUAAACUUAUUUUUCAGGGUGUUUUUUUACUUUUAGAUUAGCCAGUUAUUCAGAGUUUCACUUUUUUUCGAGACACUUUGAAAAAUAUCGAAUUUCAGCUCCAAAUGUGGAGUCUGAACAGCUUAAAAGAAGCUAAACAGCACAUCAAAAUCAACAAAACGGAUCACCGUCCUUGAAACAUCCUUUUAAUUUCUAGUUGAUAAUCAUGAUCCCCAGAACGAAUUCUGAUCAUCUCAUUGGCUGCCUUUGUGUAUUAACCAUCAAGUAAACUUUUCAUCAUGGUAACCUACUGAAAUAUAUUGAAAUUUUAUGGAGGCAUCCCUGUUACUUUUUACUCAUAUUCAUGCUCCUCAGAGGAUGAACCCUCUGUUAUUCUUUUGUUGUACCUGUUGUCGUGUUUUUAUUGGCUUUAAAUAUAAAUUUUAAGAGUUAUAGAUUGAUUAAAGGGAGCUUGAGUUAGUAGAAAAGAAGUCAACCAGAAGCUGAUAAAUCUCACACAUCUGCCUGUUUUUGAUUUCAGGUCCAGCUGAGUCUUCAUCAAAGGGGUGAGUUAAUUUGUCUGCUGAUAAAACAUAUGAGUUAUUUGACCUUUUUCUGAUGUUUGCGUUUAAUGCAAAUCGACUGACGUCAGUUUGCAUCAUUUUAAAUGUGUGUGUUUGUUGACAGAUCAGAGGAGUCUGCACCAGAGGAUGAUAAAUGGAAGUGAGUCAUGACUGAAAUAUGAGCCUGAAAAAACACACCUGGACAACAUUCCUGCAUUUGUGCUGAAUGAUAUGAAAUGAUUAAUGCAAGUACGCAUGUUUGUUUGUGUGUGUAAACAGGAACUAUGGUGGUGUGUACGUGGGUUUUCCAGCAGACAUGAGCAACAUUCCUCAAGUACAGAUCGGAUCACUCAGAGGUAACAAAGCUUUUGUACUGUACAAAUCGGAUUGUUAAAAAGAAAAAAAUUAAUAAAACAAGCAGACAUUUUAUUUGGUUUAACUUCCAAAAAAUUAAGACUAAAAACAGUUUUGGAAAUGACAGUGGACGUGUUUAUUUUUGAGCUUUUUGGCUUAGUGCGUAUGUGGUUUUCAGUGCUUCAGCAAUCAGCCUCAUGUGGACAUUUUGGGAACUGCAGUUUUUAGCACUUUUACACUCAUUUUUUUUUUCUCUUAAUACCAGAGUUUUGCCACUUGAUACAGAUGAUACGCUUGAUACAUCCACAAUAAGAGCGCCUCUCAAACUGUGCAAGGAUGGAAGCAAUCUGGUGACGUUUUUCCCCAGUAACUUAGUUAUUUAUUUAGUUAGUUAUAGUAAGAUAUUCUGUGUUACUAACUAUCAGAGCAUGAAAACAGUGGAGGUGUCAGCACACAGCUCUUUGUAUGUUGCACAGAUAGAAAUACAGAAACUAAAUCUGUCACCUUGAUGGCAUUGGUAUAGACUCUAUUUCUUCAUCUGCCAUCAUGCUGUUAACAUUACAUUGAAUACUAACUGAAAGCGCUAAAUGUCUCAAACUUAUUUGUCUCUUUAAACGAAAAGCUUCCUUCAAGCUUUCUCCUCCAACUUUCGUCUCAAAUUUGAUUAAUGUGAAAAGCUGUUAAAAAGUGAUGCAGUUUGGUCCUUGGCACCAGGUAUCAGAACACUCAAUAAUGCUAUCAAAUAUCGUCGUAUUUUUCAUUUAUCGUUUGCUUUUGCGACUCUUUAGCAUGCUUUUAAUGUCACAACCUGCCACCAGACCCAUCACUCACCCCUCAUCCCUCUUGUUCAACGGAGAAGAUGAUGCUGUGAAGGACAGGUGCAGAAGCAACAAGCAGAGCCCCUGGAAAUAUCUAGAAAUAUGUGAGGAAAAAAAGACAUAAUGAUGAGGCAGAAAUUAACUUCCUUUGCUCACAUUGUUGCUUCUGCCUGAAAAUACUCAAACCCCAUGCAGACCUGACCUGACUGACAAAUAUGCUCUGUCUCUACAUUUGAUGAGAAGCAGUAUGUGUACGUGAGAGUGUGCAACUACUAAUCCACUCCUUAAUAACUUCUACAAACACACACACAGACACACACGCAUACGCAGCCUCAAUUUCCUGUUGAGUCUCCAGGGUCACGAGAGCAUGGGAGAAAGAAAUCACUGAGUAACAGUGCGUGUAUUUGUGUGUGUUUUUUAUUAUUGACAGUAUGUGACCUUAACGUGUGUUUGUGUGAAAAAAUAAAAGUACAUGUGUGUUCUUGUCGGUGCUACACAUGCAUUCAAGUCAAUUAUUUAUUGUGCGCAUUAAUUAAUGGCACUUUCUUCCACAGAGAGUGAGAGAGACUCGUCAUCCCUUAGGAAGCCGCUGUGGGGGAACGGACUCUAAUUUUAAUGAAGAGCCAGGUCUGUGCUUGCUUCUGUGUGUGUGUGUGUGUGUGUGUGUGUAGCGACCUCCUCCAGUUCCUCUCUUCUCUCUCAUUAAUGAGAGCUGUGGUGUCACAUCAGCAGUUAAAGCUCUCUGUGUUUUCACUUAUAAAGGAAAACUCGGAGAGCUUUCACUCCUUGAAAGAGGGGGCAAAAAUAUAUAUUUAACCCCUCUUAACCUAACACAGUUUUAUUCACCUUACAUUAUUCAGAUGAAAACACGGACAACUCUACAGCUACAGCUCUGUACCAUUUGUAUGUAAGAUAUGACAACUCAGUUUAUUUGAAGUUCUUUCUUCUUCUGUUGAUUUUUUGUUUACCAUUCGGCUUCCUACAACGCAUUUAAGCCAUUCAACUUCUAGGUAACAGUCCAACAUGUGAGCUACAGCACAUAGAAAACUACAGAAUCAAUUCCCAACAGCAUUAUCUAUCUAGGUAUGUUUGUUCGACUGCAAGAAAGUCAAUAUAGUGCGAUUUCAGUCUGACAAACAUGUUUACUUUUAAACAUAGCACCAGAAAUAUCUAUUUUUCUGUCUUUUGCCCAUCUUUGUUUCUCACAAGGUGCUACAGAGGAAAGAAAAUGAAAGGAAGGACUUUCUCAAGGAAGAAUAAGAAGAGGAGACCCUCCAAGUUUUGGUCAAGCCGUCAGUGUCGCUUCAAGGAGCAAACCAGGUCUAAAGUGGGGACCAGCAGUGACCCUCGGAGAAGACGUAAAUGGGAUUGUGGAGUCUGAUGAACUUGAUCUAGACUUCUUCAACCUGGACUCAUGACCUUAUGAACAGUGACAUUUUGAGGUGAUGACUUCACUGAGUACCCUUCAAGGUUUGUGUUGGGUAGCUGCUGCAUGAAGUGCUGGCAGCAGGUGUUGCAGUGAAUCUGUGACAGCCCAAUAACACAAAAUGGAGAGACAUUUAGUGGAAGCUGUGCUGUGGGUCAUCACGUCUGUUUCUCAGGACAGAUGAUCUGUAUAAGACUGGAUGGUUUUAAUUUAAGGACUGGAUAAGGUGAAUAUCAACAAGCUAGCUACAAAACAUUUUACAACAAUAUUCUGUGAAAAUAUGCUGAAAAGGUCAAAAACCAAUUAUGAAAUGAUCAAACUAAAUGUGUUUAUCUGUCUGAGGAUGAGUGAAAAGCUUGCUGAAAAAGUUACCAACAUUUUCUCUCUGACUAGAAUCAACUUAUGUUCUCUUUUUGAAAGUUUACAAAGUGCUCUGAGGUGUAAAAGUAAUAAAAAACAGGUUAAACGUGGCAGGACCCA